Messenger RNA from Pneumocystis murina B123, 388 nucleotides. RefSeq lists its product as hypothetical. Lineage: Eukaryota; Fungi; Ascomycota; Pneumocystomycetes; Pneumocystales; Pneumocystaceae. The transcript has 2 exons. The coding region runs from base 1 to 255 and encodes 84 amino acids. The record is from RefSeq and is a predicted model, not a curated record.
AUGGAUGAAGAUUCUUUAAAAUUAAAAAAUAUUGUUUCAAAAACAAUUAGAUCAUUUAAAACAUUUUUAAUUUCAAUAUUUAACUAUACUAAUACUAAUCUUUAUUUUUUAAAAAGAACGAACCAAAUAACCAUUGAUCAUUAUAAUUUAAUAGAAAAUUCUAUAAAAGAUAUAUCUAAUAAUAAUGAAAGUUUAUCUUAUAUAUGUACAAUACAAUAUUUGAUAACGUUUCAAUGUAUUAAUAAAAUUAGAUAAAAAUAUAAAUGAUUAUUUAGAAAAAAUAGAAAUUAUAAAAAACCAAGUAAAUAUAUUGGAACAAAUAUCAAAUGAAUUAAACAAACAUUCGAAAGAAUUAGAACUUAAAUGUCAAGAAUUACUUAAAUAAAAU